This is a messenger RNA of Anthonomus grandis grandis, 2153 nucleotides long. RefSeq lists its product as uncharacterized. Lineage: Eukaryota; Metazoa; Arthropoda; Insecta; Coleoptera; Curculionidae. The transcript has 8 exons. The coding region runs from base 721 to 1683 and encodes 320 amino acids. The record is from RefSeq and is a predicted model, not a curated record.
GACUAUACGCUUUUACCAACCUGACUUUAGUUUAUAUCGGGCCUUGUAAAAUUUCUGUUCGAACGUACGUAACACGGUCGGUUGAGGGGCGAGCAAUACCCGUUGUUAUUGUUAUACGGUGAGGCGGAAAAGAAAAAGUUUUUCUUUUUUUAGGAACUCGGGGUCAGUUUCCGGUGCCUUUUGUUUGAACUUUCUGAAAGUUUUCCCGGCCCGCCAAACCGCUAAAGGAGGGCAAGAGAGAGAGGGUGGUCAAAGUGGACAAAGUGAAGUUAGUGCGGGAAAGGAGGGAAAGCAUGCGCAGUAGGUAUGCGUUUAGCAUUUUCGAAUACAAUACGGCAGGAAUCUAUUGUACUGGCUUUUAUUGGAAAAUGAAGCAUUAGGACUCGCACUAAAAGGAACACCUGAAGCCAAUUGAGAAAAUACACCGUCCAGCAAAACUAUAGCCGGACCUACCUGUUUUAUCGCGUGUCCCGACCGUUGGAAAAAUAAUGUAAACAGCGGACUAUCGAUCCAUGAAACACACUUAUUAUAUUUUCCACACUACACCAUGCAGACUUCUUCACAACUUUCCCGUUCCAGAUUAUAAACAAAAAAAAAAAAGUUCAACCUUUAACUGAUUGAUAAAAUGGCCAUUUUGUUAGUGUUCGGUUAAUACUGCUUAAAGUUUGUGUUGGUGAUUUUGUGCUUUGAUGAUGGUGAUGGUAGUAGUGUUGUGAUAAAAUGGCAACCACGAAUAAUGGGGUCAAACCAUUGUAUUCUACUUGCGUUGCAGUAUUGGGAUUUGUUUGUUUGGUGGUUGGAGCUGCCGCAGUAGGGAUACCCAUGUGGGGCUAUUUUGAUACUUAUGGAUGGGGGGGGCAUGAUCGAGGUGGCUUAAACAGAGGAUACUUUGGUCCAUGGAAAACUUGCAAACUUCUACUUUACAAUAGGGAAAAUUGUGAGGAGGGAGCUUCUAGGUUUAGGCCGACAGUUGCUGUAUUCGUAGCUGGCCUAGUAGCUGUAAUAUCAGUCAUAGUUCUAGGGAUAUUUUGUAUUUUAAGUGUCAUUCAGCUAGCCAUGAUAAGCUCCAAAGAAAAGGUGGUGUGUAAAUACGGAUUUAUGAUGCUUACGAAGGUCGUAAUGGCUUUUGUGUCAGCACUUUUGGCUAUAGUAGCUGCGGGCCUAUUCGCAACACAAAUCGACGACGAAAGAAAUGGCUUUGAAAUAACCAGAGGUCCCGGAUUUUAUAUUGAGGUCUUAUCAGUAGUUCUGAAUUCGAUUUUAUUCGUCAUGGCGUUAUACGACAUGUUCUUCUCUAAAAAAGAAGGCGGAGACCCCACAAAAACUCCGAUGCCAAACGAGCCUACCACGUAUGGAAAUCCUGGAUUCCGAGAGAGAACGGGGGGAGGUGCGAAUGGUGGAAUUUCCAUGACAGAUGCCAGUGGUAAACCAUACACAGCGGCAUCAAACGGUUCGAUGGCUUCUAUGAAUACUACUUCCACCACCUUGGGAUCUACAAAUGGGUCUACAAUUGGUUCAUCCAUUACAACUACCAGGUCUCCAUUAAGAAGUAGCUUAAAGAAGCCCAAACCCAAAGACGGACUGGGCAUACAGAAUCCUGGAUUCAGUGGGACAUCGCCCACCUUAAACCGGAACGGCAGUACAAAAAAGGUUCGAAUACAAACGCACAGUACAGAAGUGUAAUAAAAUGCAUCACUGUAUGUUAAAAAGUGCGCACAAUUUUGUUUUAAUCUUUGAUGAUGUUAAACGUUAUAAAUAUUUAGGCUUUUUUUCAUGUUUGAACUAUCUCUAGUCUAUUGAAAUUUUAUCUUAAUUAUAUGGUGUCAAACACAACUGUCAAUAUGUUAUUUUGUUAAUUGUAUAUUUAUUGUAAAGUUUACAAUUGUUACGACAUAAUCUUAAUUAUAGGCGCUUAUGAUAUUUUACGUUUUGUAAAAAUACAUUAAACAUUCCUUAUUUUUUUCCGUCCAUUUUUAUAUUUUUAGUUAGUUAUAAAAGUGUUGUUAUACGGGAGUAGGAGUAAUUUUUAUUCAUUAAAGCUUAUUUUUAAAAUGUUUAAAUGACGCUUUCAAAAUUGUUGUUAUUUAGGUUAAAUCGUUAGUUAUCAGAGCACAAUUUUAUAUAAAUAAUUAUAAAGCAAAAAAUUAUUUUAC